Messenger RNA from Diversispora eburnea, 4938 nucleotides. The record is from the annotation of a GenBank genome assembly. Lineage: Eukaryota; Fungi; Glomeromycota; Glomeromycetes; Diversisporales; Diversisporaceae.
AUGGAGAUACGCGUAUUAGGAAAAUUCGUUCCUUUCGGUGAACAACAUAUUAAAAGUAAAGAUAUUACUGAAACAAGUAGUCAAAAACUUUACAAUCAAAGUCAUGAUUUUUUUCAAAAAUGUGAAACGAAUGAUUCAUUUGUUGGUACUUCGAAUUCUAAUUAUAUACUCUAUGAGGGCUUUGAUCCUUCUACAAAGAAUUCCAAUGAAAGUAAAAAUGUAGAUGAGGAACUUUUUAUCAAAAAUAAUACAGUAGUUUGGAGUAGAUGUAACGUUUUACAAAAGAGUUUUAAGUUUGAUGAACCAGUUCUUCAAGCUUUAUUUGUCUGGUUUAACGCGAAAAAAGCCUCAAUGAAUAGUAAUGAAAUGCACGAUUCGAAAAUCACAAACAGACUUGAGAGACAAAGAGCACUAUUUGUUCUUUUUCAAGAUUAUGCACGUGUAUAUUUCUUGGAUGGACAGCAUUUUCUAAUUAGAUUACCAUCACCUGUAAGACAUGCUUGGGCUAUGAAUUGUGGAGUCAUUUUGCAAUGUACAGUUGACGAGAAAAAGUCAAGUUUGAAUAAUUUUCCUUCAGGUUCUUUACCAAUGUUAUAUAGUCUUUUAGAUCCAUUGGAAGAAAUAAAGUCUGUUUCAAUUGCAGAUAAAAUUAUGUUAGAUGAAUUAAAAGUUAAUAUAAAAGGAAAGACGCAAAGAAAUAAUUCAAUGAAAAAAUUCGAAAAUCAAAAUUUUGCUUCAUCAUCUUCUCCCAGACCAAUGCGAAGUCGAAGUAGUUCAAAUGUUCGAGCUGAUACACUUCAAAAUUUUGAUGGUAGAAAAUCAAUUGAAGAUUCAUUUCAAAAUGUGGAUGGAAGGAAUUCAUUAAAUUCAUUACAAAGUCUAGAUCGAUUUUUAUAUUAUGAUCACGAUGAAAUGCUUAAUGAAUUAAGAAUAAAAUCUGAUUCCAAAAGUGAAGUAUUUCUAGAAUUAAUAUGGACAGAAUCAAUCGCUAAAAUUGAAAAACUUGAAAAGAGCGAUGUAUUCAUUGUUCAUGAUUAUGUUGGAAAUGAAAUUCUUUCUACAAGACUUCAAUUUUAUGAUAUAUUGUUUUUUAAGGAAGUAACAAAAUUGGAACUUUGGAUUGGUUAUGGAAAUCCUAUUCCUUUAAAUUAUGAUAUCGAAAUGAUUAAAUCUGAAUUCGAUUUUGAAGAUAACAAAGAGUGGGAAAAUAAAUCUAUUCCACGUGAAACUCUUCAAUUACAGUAUCGUAAAUAUUUAACAUCUAAACAAUCUCAUCAUCAAUUUUCAUCGGAUACAGUUAUCACUGAAUUAAGGGAUUGGGUUCACAAUAGAACUAAUUUAGUUUUUUUUAAUAAUAAAAUUGUAAGGAUUAGUUUGAACUUUAUUCCAAGUUCUAAACUUGUUCGUUCUUGUUUAGAGGCUUUAAGUUUUGCUUUACCGACAAAUUUAUUCUUUGAAUUUAAAGCAGAAUAUAUGUUAUUUCAGUAUGGUACCGAAAAGGAAGAUUCAAAAAUACAAAGAGAAACAGAAUGGGAAAGUUUUAUUAUUGUGUUAUUAUCAUUUUUCCAAUUAAAUGAACGAAAAUUAUCUGGGAAAGAAACGGAAGAAACAAAAGAAAGCGACUGGGAUUUUUUGAUCGCGUCUUCUAAACACUCGAAAUUUAAUUUUGACAAUCAUUUUCUGUGUUUACGUCCUUCAAUAACUAAAGAAAACUAUACUAUGAUCAAUUUAUUAGAAAAGUCUCAAAUUCUUCGUAAAAAAAAUUAUGAUCAUCGCAAAAGAUUAGAAGAAAAUUUGAGCAGUUUUCUACCUAGCAUUCUUUUUUCUCUUCACUUGAUUUAUCAAGAUUUAAGAUUAAAUGUUUUAUCACAAAAAUUUGUCAAUGAUAUAAUUCCAUUAUUGUUACAAUUGGCAAUAUUUCUUGAUUUGGAUAUAUAUGUUGAUUAUUAUCAACAAAAUUAUGGUUUGCAUCAAAAAUUAAAAAUUAAAAAAGUCCAUAUCAUGAAAUUAAACUUAAAUAAUGAUCAUCCUUUUUUUAUGCCACCUGAUAUUUUUAAAUGGAUUUUGAAAUGUCUUCGAUAUGGAAUUGAGAAAAAUGAAAAUUUUCCAAGUAUAAAAAGUAUUGGUCCAACUUUCUCUAUUCCAAAUAUUCAAGAAAAUUUGAUUCACGAAUUUGAAUGUUCAAGAAUUCAGAAAAUAAAUUCAAUAUAUAAGAAACUAGUCACAGAAGGAGAAAAAUCAAUGAUCCUUGAAAUUGUUAAUGUUGGAUAUUUCAUUAAAGAUAUUGAUUCUUUACCAUUUGGUAUUGUGGUUCCUUUGCGUGAAGCGAUUAGAAAAUGUCGAGAAAAACCUCCCGCAAAUUGGCCAGGCGAAGCAUAUAUAUUAAUUGGUAGAGAAGAUUUGGCUGAAUUAUCAUAUGGUGUCCCAAUUGGAUACAUUCAUACUCGUGGUAACAAAAUGGAACCAAAACCACAAAAAGUUCAACGUCUUUUAAAAUCUUGUGAUGUUGUAAAAACUGAUUUUCCUAAUCCAGAUUUAAGGUUUGUUUUUGAAUUUAAAGAAUUUUUAAAAAUAAUUGAAAAAAGUUCAUUGAUUAAUUUUGGUUAUGUUAAAAAAAAAAGUAGCAAUCAAAACGAAGAAAUUCCACCACAGGUACUUGAACGUGUUCAAGCACAAUGUUUAAAAAAUUUUUCGCAACCUGUUGGUAGAGGAAUAUUGACGUAUGGUACAGCGACACCAAUUGUUACAGAACCUUUUCCAAUACCUGGAAUUAGUUUGACUAUUAAAGUUUUACCCAUAAAUAUUCUUGUACAAAUUGAUCGAGCAAUUCGUUUUCCGGAAAGUAUUGAAUGGCCAGAAUUUCAUGAUGGAGUAGCAGCUGGUUUACGAAUUCCUUCAACAUUCACUAUCGAAGGAUCGUGGAUUUCACUUAAUAAACCUAAAGAACUUAACAAUAGUCACGCAGGAUUCUUAUUAGGAUUAGGAUUGAAUGGACAUUUAAAAUCUAUGGCAACAUGGCAAGCAGUUGAUUAUUUAAUGAAAACUCCAAAACAUGAUAUUACAACAAUUGCGUUAGUAUUAGGUCUAACAGCUUCAUAUAUAGGAACAAUGAAUAAUGAAAUUACAAAAUUUGUAGCUGUACAUGUGACUGCAAUGUUUCCUCCCAAAUCUACCAGUUUAAAUGUUUCACCUCUUGUUCAAACUGCAUCCAUUCUUGGAUGUGGUUUGCUUUAUAUGGAAACUUGUAAUAGGUAUAUGUCACAGAUCAUGCUUGCCGAAAUUUCCACAAAAGCUUUAAAAACACCUGAUAAUUUUGAAACUGAUUUUACGGAAGGUUAUUCACUUGCUGCAGGACUAGCAUUAGGAUUUAUAAAUUUAGGUAAAGGUGAUAAUGCACUUGAAUCAUUAGAUUUAGAUUUAUUUAAAGAAUUACGUACAUAUAUUAAUGGAGGUAAAGGUUUUACCAAGAAAUCGACAAUUAUAUCAAGCGGAGGAGGAGGAUCUGGGUAUAAUACCAAUGAAAAUAAUGUAAAUAUUACAUCACCAGGAGCAACGAUUGCUCUUGGAUUAUUAUAUUUAAAAACCAACAAAAUUAAUAUCGCAAAUAAAAUUCCAAUACCGGAAACAGAAUUUUAUUUAGAUUAUGUUCGACCAGAUUUUCUUUUAAUUAGGAUACUUGCGAAAAAUUUGAUAAUGUGGGAUAAUAUUCAAUCUAGUACAAGUUGGGUAAAAAGUCAUGUUCCUCAAUAUAUGAAUACCAAAUUGGAACUUAGACGUAGAAUUGAUUGUGAAAAUUUGGAAUCAAUUAAGAGAGCAUAUUAUUUCAUAUUAGCAGGGGCUUGUUUUAGCAUGUCAUUAAAAUUUGCUGGAUCUUCGGAUAAAAACGCACUUAAAUGUUUACUUUAUUAUCUUGAUUUUUUUAUGAAACUUGAAAGUGAACGAACAUUAGCAACUUUUGAUUCAAAUAUUACAUUAUCUGCAAUCCGAAUUUGUUUAAACGUUUUAGUAGUAAGUACUUCUAUCGUUGCUGCAGGUAGUGGAAAUCUUGAAGUCAUGAGAAGAAUACGUAAACUUCAUAAGAAAGAUGUAGAUAUUAGUAAUUCAAAUUCUUAUGGAUCUCACAUGAUAACAAGUAUGGCAUUAGGUUUUCUAUGCCUUGGAGGAGGAAAUUAUACUCUUUCAACAUCAAAUAAAGCGAUUGCUGGAUUGGUUAGUUCGUUAUUUCCAAGAUAUCCUAUUGAACCUUAUGAUAAUCGUGCUUAUUUACAAGCUUUUAGACAUUUAUGGGUAUUGGCAGUUGAAAAAAGAUGUUUAAUAUUGAGAGACAUAGAGACAAGGGAAGCUUGUCAUGUACCAGUGAAAAUUACUUUCAAAGAUUUAUAUAAUACCGAAAUAGUUACCAGAGCUGAUGGUGUUAAAGAAUUUCAUGUUGAUUCCAAAACGAAAGAAUCAGUAGCACCAUGUUUAUUACCUGAAUCGGAAUUUAUUCAAAAGAUUGAAAUAGAUAGUCCAAGAUAUUGGUCAAUACAAUUGGAAUUCGGAAAGAAUUCAGAAUAUGAUCAUAGAUUUUGGAAUAAUCCGACUUUGUAUGUAAAAAGAAAGACUGGACAUUUAACUUAUGCCGAGGAUCCACAAGGUUUAAGAGAUUUAUUUGCCCGAAUUUUUCCGGACGGUAAAUCCUUGUUAGGAUCCAAAGAUUCUUUACUGAAAAAUCAACAAAAACUUGAUUUUAUUAGAAUUUUUUCAUCCGAUCCACAAGUUCAAGCAUUUUCUCGAUACCUUUGUGAAGAUUUUAAGAUUAAUGUUGAUGAUGUGGGAAUAGAUUUAUCAACCUUUUGUAAUUCGAUUCUCUCAGAAUGUUUAAAUGCAGAUAAAGUUGAAGCGAUUCAAAUAUAUUUGGAACUUUAUCAAAUUCAACGGAAUUUGGAAAAAAUGUAA